AUGAACAAGGCUCAGGCUAUUUUCGAGACGUUGAGGAAUCAGACCGUCAAGCCUAAAGCACCUAAGGUGGUCCCUAAGGAGACUAACUCUACCAAUGAUGCAUCGGGUGCCGCUAACGCUACUGAGACACCUGGCGUUGAUAACAGCACGGACACUAACUCGACCAAGACUGGCACCGCUCCUGCUGCUGCUGAUGGUGAUGAGGCUGAGCAGCAACCCACUUGGAAGAUGGUGAAGUCGAAGGCAUUUGUCACCCUCUCCCAGAAGGUAGUGGAACAGGGGUAUCCGAGGCCGAUGGAUGAGGAGGAGAUCAGCAGGGCGAUUCGAAGAAGUAUUGAAGUUGAUGUUACUGGGAAAGCCCUGGACAAGCGUGACCAGCGGGUGAAGGACACUGAGUCGGCUCGGAAUGACUUUGAGGCCUACAUAUACUCCAGCAGAGAGCGUCUGGGAGGGGACGAUGAGAUGGUGAAUAAGGUCACCACUGAGGACAUGAGGACGGGCAUCAUGAAGACUCUAUCGGAGUCGGAGGACUGGCUUUAUGAGGAUGGCUUCGAUGCUCAGCUGGAGGAAUACACGAAGCGGCUGGACAGUCUGAAGAAGGCUGUGAUGCCGAUACUCUUCCGUGCUGAUGAGGUCGAGUUACGUGCUGACCUGCCGGAAUGGGUGUCGAGGAAGGUGGAGGGUAUCAGAAAAGUGUUGGAGAAUGUAUCGACUAAUCGUACAUGGGUGGCCAACGAGACGGUUUUGAAGGUCAGCAAUGAUACUGAUGAAUUUGAGGUGUGGUUUAAGGAACUGCAAAAGAAGCACGAUGCAACAGCACUAACGGAGGAGCCGAUCUUCAAG
Messenger RNA from Perkinsus marinus ATCC 50983, 843 nucleotides. RefSeq names its product heat shock protein 70kD, putative. Gene Ontology annotation, molecular function: ATP-dependent protein folding chaperone; ATP binding. Lineage: Eukaryota; Perkinsozoa; Perkinsida; Perkinsidae. The record is from RefSeq and is a predicted model, not a curated record. Gene Ontology annotation, cellular component: endoplasmic reticulum chaperone complex. The annotation marks the transcript as partial. The transcript is spliced from 10 exons. Gene Ontology annotation, biological process: negative regulation of hypoxia-induced intrinsic apoptotic signaling pathway; cellular response to hypoxia; endoplasmic reticulum unfolded protein response.